UUGACACUAUUAUUCUACCGCCAGGGAGAAGGCUUGAUCAGUGAUCUGAGGCCUCAAAUGGUCCGUUCGCUGGUAGCCAUGUCGCUGGAAGUUUUCUGUUUAUGCGUGCAGCUGGUGUAUCGCCACUACAAAGACAAACUUUACGAGUUUAUGGUUUUGCUGGCUCCGGUAUUGCAGAUUGAUCAAAUGAAAACUGACGUCAGCGAAUUUUCGUUUCUAUAUUUCCGUAUCUGGAUGAAGCUGAUUUUGCGGAUGUUAUCUGAUCUUGGGGACAGGGUUGAUCACGAUAGCAAAGGCAACCUUGGCAAAGAGGUAUCAGUUAUGUUCGAUAUCGCAAAUACGUUUCUUCGUUUUAUUCCCAACUCAGACCCGCAAAUACCACUUUGUUACUCCGUCGUGCUGAGGGUGUGCGAGGAACAGAGCAUAGAGAACGCUCUGCACGCGAAGUACCUUUGGGAACUGCUGUUUUCGACCCAGUACAUCGUCGAAUGUUUUCCGGUCACUUUGUUAUCCAUCGCUGAAGGUCUACAUUAUUGCUUGGGAGACAUCGUGGAUGAAGCUGAUCUACCAGCACCGAAACGUAUGUUCGCCUCGAUCUGCAGUUCCACCGCUCCGAUGAUUCUCAAGUUGUUUUUGAGCCAUCUCGACAAGGUGAUGGACGACAUGAAAUGCGCAACGUCUGAUCUACGUUACCUGUUGGUUUACAAUGACCGUACCGUCAAACCUUCCCGUAUACUGUUUUAUGAAUUCAAAUUUUAUUGA
Soboliphyme baturini is the source of this 762-nucleotide messenger RNA. NCBI's taxonomy places the organism in Eukaryota, Metazoa, Nematoda, Enoplea, Dioctophymatida, Soboliphymatidae. The record is from the annotation of a GenBank genome assembly.